Molecule: messenger RNA, 1035 nt
Organism: Pochonia chlamydosporia 170
Lineage: Eukaryota; Fungi; Ascomycota; Sordariomycetes; Hypocreales; Clavicipitaceae
Product: oxidoreductase CipA
Exons: 2
Coding region: 1-1035 (344 amino acids)
Molecular function (GO): oxidoreductase activity
Source: RefSeq, a predicted model, not a curated record
AUGGCCCAAAAAUACGCCAAGGAUCAGCCAGCAGGCUUCACCAACCGCAUUGAGAAAGUGGCUAUUAUUGGUGUUACUGGUCAAGUUGGCAGAUAUAUUACUGCUGCGCUUGCUUCAACUGGAAAGCAUACAAUUACUGCCUUGAUCCGUAAAGAGAGCAACACCAAAGUCCCUGAAGGCGUCAUCCCAAUCAAGGUGGACUAUGAUGAUCACGAGUCCCUCGUCAAUGCCCUCAAGGGUCAACAAUUUCUCAUCAUUUCGCUGGCUGUGACCGUCCCACGUGGUACACAGGCCGAAAUCAUUAAAGCUGCUUCCAAGGCUGGUGUUACGUGGAUCAUGCCCAACUGCUACGGCACCAACGUGUUUGACGAGAAGCUUGGGGAAGAAAACUUGACUCGGCCAGGUGUUAUUCCAGGAAUCAAACUGAUCGAGGAAGAAGGUGUUUCUUCCUGGAUCGCCAUGUGCUGCUCAUUUUGGUAUGAAUUUUCUUUGGCAAUGGGCCCAGGAUGGUAUGGUUUCGACUUCAAAAACAAGAAGGUCACCUUGAUCGAUGAUGGCAAGACCAGAAUUAACACCUCGACCUGGGACCAGUGCGGUCGUGCGAUGAAGGCUCUCCUCAGCUUGAAGGAGCUUCCUGAAGAUGAAUAUGAUCAGUCUCCAACUAUUUCGAACUGGCGCAAUAAGCCUCUCUUCAUUUCUAGUUUCCUUGCGUCGCAGCGGGACAUGUUGGACAGUGUUAAUCGUGUUAUGGGUACGACUGACGCCGACUGGACUAUUGAGUAUGAGCCACACAAGGAGAGAUAUCAACGGGGUAUGGAGAUCCUGAAGUCGGGUGAUCACUUGGGAUUCGGUAUCUGCCUUUAUACUCGUACGUUUUAUCCAAACGGUGGUGGUAACUUUGAGGACACUCAGGGUUUGGCAAAUGACAUUUUGGGCCUGCCUAGGGAGGAUUUUGACGAAGCGACCAAGCGGUCUAUUGGCAUGAUUGAAGGCGGCUUUGGACGGAUUCCUGUUGAGAUUAAUCUUUACAAAUAG